AUGAGAGUGUCUGCAGAGGUAAUGAUGUUCAGGAAAUGUUGAUUGUGAAGGUUUGACAAGUUCUUCAUUACAAUAACACAACAAAAUGAGCUUCAAGUGAGGCCUGGCUGAUGUUUAAAGAAAAGGAUGCUAUCUAUAUGAUCGUAAUCUGCGUAAAAAAGGGUAAAACAGGCCUAGAUGUGUCCACAAAGUCAAAGUUGUAAACAUAUAUUUCCCUUUAUAUCAGGUUUAACUUAUUCACGAAGAAAACGUUUGAAUGUUCCCCUAAAUCGAGACCUUAAAAGCCUUCAGAUCUCCACUACCCUUAUGUACCUGUAAUCCUCCAUGUAAGAGUUUCUUGAAGCAAAGAGAUAAACCCCCUCAGAAGUGAGGACCUCAGACCGGUUUAAGAUCUUCCGAAGUUACGAUCCUUUGUUUGGAGAACAAGGACACUGUUCUUUUCUGCAACAUGUGGAAGUAAUUGCGCCAAGCGGCUGCACAGAGCUAAGAGAGGAGGAGGAGGAGGGGGUGGAGUGGGGGUAUCAUGGGCCCCGGGGCUGUGCUGCUCCACAGAGAGACACCGGUCUGAUGCCCCUCUCCUGUGCCCACAGAAAGGUGAUUCAUUGGGGCUCAUUACUCUUCUGCUGCCCGCCAGGAGAGCCCCGGGGCGAAAGGGGGCAGGGGUACAACAACAACAAAAAAGUAACGGCUGUGUUUCAGGACUCGGUAAACAGCUGACGCACGUGUGCCAGUAAACAGCGAUUUAAGCAAAAGAGAGGAUCACGCCCCUGAUGGUGCAGUUUAUCUGACUAAUUGUUGGGAGUAGAGAUGUUCGUGCGUGUGCAUCGAAGUGACUCAGUGAUAGAGAAAGAGGGACAAAGAGAGGGGAGUGAUGUGGUCUGUGAUAAGAUGGUGUUGGAGCGCCCUCUAGGAGUUACGCGCUUCAUUGUUCCACUAUCUUGACUGUUGCAUGUGUCCAUUCACAGAGCUGCUGAGUGCAUCCUCUAAGAAAGGCAUAAAGGCACGUAAGUAAUGAACUAUUCACGUUCAAACUCUCAAAACAAGAGGCUGUGCACAAAGGUGGGACAUUAUUUGGUGCAUUAAAAGUUACUCAAAAAUAAACCAGAACUUUUUUAGUCCUCCAACAAAAAAAAGUUCUCUAAUCUGAAUUAAACAUGAAACCCGGAAUUCCUUCUCUCAUUUGGCGGGGUAUUCGUCCAAAAAAACGAGGCUCUUACUUUGAAAAAGGGGUCCAGAGCUGAAAAGGGAGGGGGGGUGUCAUUUCCUGAGAGUUAUUUACUUUGAGCCAGAUGAUUUUUCGGAGGGAGGGGGGUUAGAAGAGGAGGAGGAGGAGGGCAGCAGCAGCAGGAGGAGGAGGAGGGUGGACUGUAACAUUGAAUCAGUUACAGGUCGCUUGGUUGGAGCGCAGUUGUGAGGACGGUCGCGGACGCGGACAGAGGGUCGCACAUAUGCUCUCACAGCGCCGGAGCUCUGAGGAUUACAGCCGCUGCAAAGCACCCUCACUGCGCCUUUUGGAGCCAACAAUUCACUGUGGAUAUACUUACACCAAAGGAAUAUAAAGAGGGGAUUAGGAAAAGGUAAUUGAACGGUUGUUGGAAUCCAAAAGAAACUCGUUUUGUUAGUUUUUUUGGAAAGUUUUAGCCAUUUUUAUUCAAUUAACAGCAGAGAAAUUAAGACAAAUUCUCCUCUAUUGGAGUUUAGUCAAGCUUAAUUACUUGAUGUAGUUUUAGUUUGAACGUAGGCGCCAGAAAAGUUUCCCAAAAAAGUUUAACCCACUUGUAAGGGAGUGGAAAAAAAAAUCUCGUUGCGCGACAACGUGUUUGCAACUAUUUUACGAAGCAGUGCAUCAAAUUUUUGAGAUGAGAUUUCGACUCCUGGUGCACCAUAUGGUGACACCGCUGGACGCCGCGAGGAGAGAUGCCGCUGACUCUGCUGGAUAAAAGCGCUCGGGUUCGGCCUCACAGCUGGAGGUGUCACCCCGAAGACUGAAGGCACCACUGUGGGACGCUGACUGGCAUUUAAUGGGAAACACAUUGGAAAUUGGACUUCACAUUGUUUUCUCGUCUGGUCUCGGAAUGUGUGGAAUUAAAAUGGAAAAUCUGCACCGGAGGCGCUGGAAUGAGAGUCCGUGUGAUGGAUUCAGCGGAGAAAAGAAGAGCUGAGUGUUUUGGAGCCACGACGCAUUCUUCAUUAACCACUAACCCCGCUGUGUCACCGGGGGGAUCUGGACAGGAAUACUUACUGUGGAAAAAAAAAGAAUAAUGAAGUUUUCAAAUGUGCAGAAACUUUUCUGCCGAUCAAACGUUUCUUUUCAAUUACUUUUUUAUGGAUUACAACUUUUUUAUUUCUUCUUCCAUCCGUGCAGGGCUGAAAGUUAAGACAAGCCUUAUCAGCUGUUGCUCAAAUGUUUGCAGCCCUGCAGAGCGAUGAUGCAUUUGUUAUCUCGCACAUUUGUCGAGUCUUUCGGUGCGAGAGGAGUCGGACAUGCAGCAGAUCGAGUGCGCCCCUGACUCGUUCAGAUUUACGCGCAGCGGCUGCAGGAUCCGGGCCAAAUGAGACAGAAAUCUUUUAUUGUAUGUGUUCAAGACAAGGCGUGUGCACAAACACGUCAAUACAGAUUAUGCAUUUUGUCAAAUGGUUCCCACGCUUAUAUGUAGUUUUGCGUGGAGUGAGUGCUCUAAUUAUAGAGUUAAACAAACCCAGGUUGCCCAGAGAUCAUUUGGGUCGUCUCGGAUGAGCCACAGGAAGCGGAGCAGGGGCCAAAAGUUUUUAUUGUUCGGGGAAACUACGAUAGGGAGAUAGGCUUUAAAAUACUCAAAGCACACUACAAACAUAAAAAGGUCUGAUACAGUAGAAAAGAGAGUUUUAAAGUUGAAUACUGUUCAAGAGGAGAUGAUUUUCGACGGAACGAUUGCUUGGAGAGAAAAAAAGCAUUUCUUUCAUCGAGCGCCACUCAGACUGUGUGGCCCCUGAUAAAACUCUGAUGCAGAGACCUCCGGGGGUCUGCAAAGGCUCCGUGACAAACCUAAACCGGACAGGAUUUGUGGGAUGAGCUGUGGAGAGUUUGGACUAAAGUUGGAAACGUCUUAAUUAGGCGUAUACUUCACACGUUUUCCGAUCAUAAUUUGUUUGACUUGAGCAAGAGAAAUGUCUAUUUUUCUUUUUUCUUUACAUCCCUUUCAACCACCAUUUUCAUUAAAUCUGUCGGAAAAGGCAAAAUUUUCUUCAAUCAGACAAAAGGAAACUUUGAAAAGGCGGGUGUUCAAACUGGGGAUGAAAUGAGAUCUCCAGAGGUUUCGGUUGGCUCAAAGUGCGGACUCUGUCGCCCUCUACCGACAGCCUUCAUACUCACGUUAUGUGGAUACAACACUUUUGAAUUUACAGCCCUGUCAUUUACUCUGAAUACACCAUGUCAUCUUGUGGUUAAUUUACCUGUUUUCAGUGCGUAAGUGAUGUAGAGAACCACUCGUGUUGCGUUCAGGUUCCACAUGCCUCUCUGUAAAUCUCUUGAGUAUAUUUAAGCAAGAGGAGUCAAUUAGUCUGCACAAACUGCAGGCUAGGCUUGACAGGAGAUAAAAAAAAUCCAAUAGAGAAUGGAUUUAUUGAUCAGAUAUCUUUGUUAUCAAACUGGACUUAAAGCAGAGACAGUAGUUUUUAAAACUUAUCUGGAACAAAAAAAGUUAAAGUUUUUGCUGUGCUUGUUGACUAAAAACUCACUUUCUGUCUUACAGGGCAGAGCAUCCAUCACCAUGGAUGGGGUAAAGGUGUAUGUGGUGAUUUGGGCUGUUCUAAUGGGUCUGGUUUCAGGUAUUUUUGCAAAGGAAAUCUUGAACCAUUUCUAUUUUUAAGACUUGAAGUCAGCUCCUGUAAUGUUAAAAACUUUCUUUCAGUGACCUGUGGACUGAUGCCCCCGACCAUCGUGUCCAACCAAGACGAGUUCAUCCUGCAGCCAAACUCUGUCUUCAACAUCAGCUGUACGGGGAAGAGAGUCGUACUUUGGGCUGAACCUCUUCCCAAAAACACCUUUGUGUUGCCGGGUUACUACACAGCCACACUCUUCAUCGACAACGCAACAGUGGAAAACACUGGAUACUACAUGUGUGCCUACGAGAGCCAGGAGGGGGAACCUGAAGACAAUGAGGCAGGAAUAUACGUCUUUGUCCCAGGUGAAGAUGUUUGUCCUUUUGUCAGCAAUCAUAGAGCGGUACUCUGUAAGGAAAUUGAAGUCAGGGUUAGUUACAGCCUUUCAGAAAACUUGGAUUUGAUUUACACAAAGUAAAAACAAGGGCGAAGAGGACUCAUCUCAAACCUUGUAUCAAAUACUGCUGAUGUGCUGUCAAGUCAGAGACAGAAAUAUGUUAGGUCAGUGAGUUCAUUUUAAAUCUCAGCAUCAUCAUUUACCAAACCCAAGGCCUACAUUUUAUAACUAAAUCACAUGCAAUUAAUUUAAUCUCAUUUACUUUAAUGUGAGGACUGUUUUUAAUCUAUCUAAUGUCAAUCAUGCAAAUACUCCAAACUUUAGGGGAGGGAGAUUCAAAUAUUGCAGCACAAGAAAGGAGUGCAACAUGUCAACAUCUUUCGUAUCAACGUUUAUUCACAUCAUCUACAGAAACUUGCAUGGAAGCUCUAAACAAGACUUGGUAUGAGCUGCAAAGAUACCGUGGAGACUCUUUCAUCAAUCUCCGUAGUGGGAUGGUUUCCAUACUGCAGCCAUGAGUACGCCACAGAAACUCAAAAAUUAGCAAAUGCUUAUGGCUUAUUAAAAAAAAAGGCAUAAUUCACCCAAAAUAAGCCACAGUCACCUGAUAAUUUUAGAUUAAGUUUUAUUUUAAGGUAUCAAAAGUCAAAAAUAAGCCCCAAAGUGUUUGAAGAAAAAUGUUAUCAUUGAAUUUCUUGAAUUAUUACAUUAUUUUUGUGUCAAGAAACUCAGUAAGAACAUUUUUUUCUUAUCGGAUUGGAAGGUUUUGGACAGAUAAGCAAUUUAAGUCUCAUUUUUGGCUUGGAAAUUUUGAAAUAAGACCUAAAUUAAAUUGAAUAAUAAAUUUUCACUAGAAAUAAAAAAACACAAAACACUGGCUCAGUUUUGAGUUUUUGCAAUCGAAAAAAUAGAAGAUGGGCUAACAGAAAACAUCACACAUCACAUGGUUAUUUAGUUCCACAGUCCCUCCUCUCCACAAAGACUCUUAAUGUGAAAAAUCACAAAGAAAAAAUGCAAAUCCUCCAAAAAUGGAGCUGAAACCCACAAAUAUUUAACAAACAAGCAUCAUAUGAACCGAUUGACUCCAAAACAAGGCAACGUAGAGGAUCACAAAGAAGAGAAACAACUCAGUGACUCAGCAUUAUUUCAAACCAGUUUAUAAAAGCCAUUAAAAAUUGGUGAAGUGAGUGAGAAAGGUUGAUUCCAGUCCUUUUGUUCCCCCAGAUCUGCAAGUUCCGUUUGUCCCUGAGAUGCUGGAGAACCUGGUCGUCCCCAUGGAUGACGCUGGAGUCCUCAUCUCCUGCCGUGUAUCUGACCCAAACUCUCACGUCAUCCUGAGGAGCGUCUCCAGUGGAGACGAGAUGCAAGCCUUCUAUGACAGCAAGAUGGGCUUCUUUGGGAGUUUGUUACCGGGACAGUACCAGUGUGAAACUGUGGUGAACGGAGAGACCAUCAGGAGUGCUGUUUACACCGUGGAGAUGAAGGGUAAGUCAGGAUGGCAAUACACUCAGAGACCAUGAUAUAUUGGAAAUUUAAGAGAAAUUGUGUUUUCUUUGGAUGUUAAUUCAUUUAGAUCUUCACUGUUACUAAAACACACAUUUGACAGAAAUAUAUAACCGAGGUUGUAACAGAAGACUAAAGUGAUUGAUUUUAAAGGAAGCUUGUUUUCAGCUGCAGUAAGAAAUAAUGUGAUUCAGCUGUCCACUCAGGGAUCUUUCAGUUACACUAACAAGGCAAAACUCCAUGUGACACCUAUUAGAAGAACAGCAAACCUUUACAGACAUGUCAACUUAAGUUGUAUAAAAUUUCAGAUCUGUGGGCCAAAAUGUCAGGAAGAUGCUGAGCUUUCCACUAGGGAUGAGCCAAGAAAAGCAAACUCGACCCUUUUAUGUUACAAUGCCCUGUUUUAUAUAAUCAUCUUUUAUGUAAGACAUUGUAACAGAGGUUCUGUAAGACCAAAAUGCAUGUGAAUAGACUUUUUUUGAGAGGCAACUUGCUUUAGCUUGUGAAAAUAUGUUCAUGUUACUGAGAGGAGGCGCUCUCAGCAGGAGACUACAGGCUCAGGACUAAUGAGGCAAAACUUUAAGAGACAACUCAGAAAAUUAAAGCAAAUCUCUGUAUACAUAUUGACUAAAGUUUUGUAAAAUUUUAGACCUGUGAGCCAAGCUGUGAGGGAUUGACUGGGUUUAUAAUUUGUGAUGACCUCAGAUUUUAAACCUUUAAGGUUGAUAUAGAUCCAUUUGGUUUUUUUUUCCAGGUUAUCAAGAAGAUUAAAUGUUAAAAAAUGAACAGCUGGAAACACUUUCAGAGUGUGUUUACACUGAGAGGGCUGCAGGCUGACUUCACUGUAUGACAGCCAUGACAUUAUGUCAUUAUCGUGGGGGGGUGUGGGGGGUUAACAUAUGUGUGUGAGUACUGACAUCAUUUUUGAGCCACCACUCUGUGACAGAUGAUGAGCUCAUUGUAAUCAUACUGUCACUGUCUGCGGACCUGUGAGAUGAUGGUGCUGAUAUCUUCUCUCUGGUGGUCCGCACAGCCCCUGCAGAGAUAGAGGACUUUUCCGUAGAGGUAAAAACCAGUGAGGAGACGCUGAGAGCUUCACAACCGUUCAACAUCACAUGUGUCGCCCCGGCUGGGCCUGCUUUCAAGCAGCAGUGGCUCCAUCCAAAAAAACAGGCAAGAAGAAAAUCUUUUUUUUAUUUAAAUUUAGUGUCCUCUCUGGUUUCAUCCAUAAUCCACUCUUUUCCCUCUUUCCUUCACCCUCCAUGUCAUAUUUCCAUGUCAUUUCCUCCACAGCAGCAAUGAGCCUUAAAUUAGCAAGUAAUGGUUUUGGACCCAGCAGCAGCAAGUGGAAUAUAGCUCUAAAGACGGCCCUUAGUGGUUACAAAGUAUGUGUUAGGGGGAGAAGGACUGGAUGUUGUGUCUUCAUUACAAGGAUGGGAGCCAAACUGCCAGACUGCUCCUGCUGCAGUUAAAGUUCAGGACAAAUGGCUGCAGGGAGCAGGCAGUUCAAACGAUGAAGAAAGAGGGAUGGUAAAUCCUUUGACCUAGGUGACCUCAGACAUGUAGGACAGAUGCUGUCUGCAGAGGACAGCCAAAUAAACAUUAAAGGCUUUUGAAGUGUUAGCUGCAGGGAUCAGAACAUUUAACAUUUGUUGACAUUGAUUUUCAGCUCUUAAUCUAUGCAGCAUGUUGUCUGUUUUUCUGCACGGGAUUCCACUAAACUUUUUUCCAGGGACACUCAGGGAAGUCUUAACUCCUGGUUUAGGUCUCAGUCGCAAUUACAGACUUUUAAAAGGCUCUGUGGUCCUGAUUUAUCUCCUGUGGGUCCAGCAAGUGUUUUAACCAUUAGACUUCAGCAGGGCCACGAUCAGAUUCCUCCAUGUCGUACCUGCGAAACAGAAAAACACAAACAUCAUUCUCCUCUUUUUUCUAACCCCUGUAAUCUCAAACCCUCAUUGCUCUUCUCUUCUUCUUGUAGGCUGUGGAUGCAGUCCAGCUAAAACAUGUUCUUCCUGACCGGGUCAUCUACACCCUCAGCGUCUCAAAAGCCACUUCUCAGGACACCGGCACCUACGAGUGCUCUGUCACAAAUGAGUUCAACGGAGAGGUCAGAGUCGGCAGCGUGGCUGUCACCGUCUUUGGUAAGUCUUAAUCUACUCAAAUGCUCGCUGUAUUUCUUUGUAUGAAUUACUAUAAUGAUAAGAAGUGCACGCUUGUUCACAUUAUAGAGGUUUGAACCACAAGAGACCAAAUGAUACCAUCUUAAUGUGAUCCUUUGUCACAAUACAAUUGCAAGUAUUUUUCUAUUAUUCUGAGCAUUGUGAUGAAAUAUAAUGCAACAUAUGUUUAUUUUAACUUCAAAUCUUAUGUCUAAGGGGAAACCUCCUUAAAGACCAAUUUAAUCCAAUAAACAGAAAGUUUUUCAGCAUGUUCAUCUCAUUUGGAAACUCAUUGUGCUGCUCUUUUAGAGACAGACAAACCAAGACAGUCACAAAAGUCUGACACAAAUGUUGGUCAAUUCUGCUAAAGUUUCAGGGAUUUUAAAUAAAACUUGCCAAAAAAGGUAAAUAUUUCAUCCCUUAGGGCAGUGGUUCUCAAGUCCAGUCCUCGAGGCCCACUGUCCUGCAUGUUUUGGAUGUUUCCCUGCUCCAACACACCUGAUUCAAAUGAUCAGCUCGUUAUCAAGCUCUGUAAUGGCUUACUAACGAGCUGAUCAUUUGAAUCAGGUGUGUUGGAGCAGGGAAACAUCCAAAACAUGCAGGACAGUGGGCCUCGAGGACUGGACUUGAGAACCACUGCCUUAGGGGGUUGAUUUAUAUUUGCAAAAUUACAGAUACAAACUGAAACAGAAGAGCAUCUUAUUAUUGGUGUCUGUGUAAUGAUAGGAUGGUGUCACAGAAGCAAUCAAACUCCACGCUGCACUGAUUUAUGUAAAUCAGUCCUGCUUUCAUAUUCAUUAUGUGCACUGAAGUGCUUUCUGUGUCAUUUUCCACCAUCUGACCAUAAAGCUUCACCUCUGCUUUCAACAUCAGCUGCUGUGUUUUAUGGGAUGGAUUCUGCAGAUGUGUGUCAGGCCUUCAUUUCACCUCAGUUCCUCUGUUACUCCACAUUCAUCUCAAUCCUCACAUUCACCUUGUUUCAUCCACAAACACCUACUCAUUCAUUUCUUUCUCUCAUUAGAGGACAACUCCUUUGUGGCUCUGGACCAUAGUGGGAUUUUGGCGACAGAGUUUGUCAGCCUUUUGGAGGAGACGGAGUUCACAAUCCUCAUUACUGGCUACCCGGCCCCCAAAGUGAUGUGGCUGAAAGAUGGUAAACCCAUACCAGAGAACUACUAUAUCCUCGUCAAAACCAGCCACAUUGAAGGAAACCGGUAAGAAUAAAAAUGUGAUUUGUGAAGGUUUUCAGUUUCACUCCUGAAUAGAUGACCACUCUAAGCCUGCAAAGAAUUACAAUAACUGAGAUGAGAUGUAAUAAAAGCAUUUACCACCCUCUUGGGAGAUGAGCUUUUACCUUGGCAGUCUCAACUGGAAGAAUCAGGGCUUGACAACAGAGGAAAUGUGUCCAUCAAAUUUAAGACAACGCUGUUGAAAUAAACUUAACAGGGGUCUUUACAGAAACAGACAUACCAGCAGUAAGAGGGCUGAAAGGGUUCCCAUACAACUGUCCAGCAUGUCCAAACAUGAUGGCAUUUUUUUUCCAUUCCUGUCCAGAAAAUUUAACUCUGAUGUCUUUCACUGAAUUCAACAAGAGCUACAGCUAACCCCCAUUUUUUCAUUCUGAAGGCAAACAUAUGAGCAAGUCAUCAACAAAGCAGUGAAAUGAGACAUCAGGUUUCUGGGAAAAAAAGACCCUGGAGUAUUAUGUAUUGAGAAAAAAGGGUUGGGUUUAAAACAGACCCUUGAGGGACACCACAAGUAAGAGGGGCCGUUUGGAAUAGACAGAGAAACUUCUAGUUGUCAGGUAGGAUUAAAACCACCUGAGUAUUGCAGCCGUAACUCCAUACUAAGUUCCCAGCGGGGAAAAGAGGAUGUGUGAUCAAUGGUGUCAAAGGCACACACACACACACACACACACACACACACACACACACACACACACACACACACACACACACACACACACACACAUCAUUGAAACUCUUAAAAGUGCAGUUUUUGUGUUAUAAGGUGGUUCAUAGCUUCUUUUACAGUUAACUAAGCAUGUCUGCAGCUUUCACUUUCUCCAGGACUUCAGAUGAGAAAAACAAUUUUAAAGAAGUAUUUGUGACUUUUCUUCUCUCAGGUAUCAGAGUAUUCUGACAUUACGACAGCCACUGGUUAAAGAUGACGGGAAUUACACGAUCACAGCCAUCAGCGGCUCUCGCACUGCUCAGUUCUCCUUUAACCUCAGGGUGAAAGGUAAAACUCACAGAUGAAUGGAUGAAUAGAUGAAUGAAAAGUAAGGAUGGAUGUCAGAUGAAUGCAAGUAAAGUGUAGGGUGGAUAGAAGGAUGGCUAGUUGUAAGAUUGAUGGAUGGAUGGAUAGAUGUGUACAAUGAAUGAUUGGAUGAUAGAUGUUGAGUAGAUGGAUGGAUGGAUGGAUGAAUGGAUAGAUGGAUGGAUAGAUGGAUGGAUGAUGGGAAGAAUAAAUGCAUAACUUAAGGAUGGGUGGAUGGGUGGAUGGAUGGGUGUGGGAUCUAUGUAGGAUAGAUGAUCGAUGUAUGUUGGAUGGGUGGAUGUGUGUAGGAUGAUGGAUUGAUGGAAUAGAAGAGGUGGAUGAACGGAUGAUAGUAGCAUGGAUGGGUUCAUAAAUGGCUGAGUAUGGAUGGAUUAAUGGGGAAUGAAUGGAUGAGGUCUGGAUUAAUUCAUGAUGGAUUGAUGGAUGGAUGCAAGAAUGGGUGAAUGACUGUAUGAUGAAUGAAUGAAAUGACUGAAUGUAGGAUUGAUUUAUGGAUGGACAAAUAGAAAGAUAGACCAAAAAUUAUUGGAUGGAUUAAUGGAUGUAGGCUAAAUGGAGGGAUGGAUGGAUGGAUGGAGAAUACAUGGAUGGAUGGAUGGAUGGAUGGAUGGAGAAUACAUGGAUGGAUUGAUGAUGGAUUUGUAGAUCUAUUAUUUACCUCUGUCUAUGCUUCUCUUUCAGCCCCAACCUCAGUGAUGUUCCCUCCAUCCUCUGCCCCCGUCUUGUUGCCUCAAGUGGAGGAGCUGGUGGUGCCCCUCCACACCCCCUUCACCCUGACCUGUAGAGGGGAGGCUAAGCUGGCAUGGGAGACCCCACUGGAUGUCCCUGAGAAAACACAGGAGGACAACAGCGGCCUGUUCGUCACCACCAUCACUGUGGACAGUGCCACUGCAGAGCACACGGGCUACUACAUCUGCUUCUACAGCAGGAACGACACAGAUGACGGAGAGGACAGCAGCAUCUACAUCUACGUACCAGGUACAGGAGAAAAAGUAGCAUUAAGUCUUGUGUUUUUGUUUUUGACUUUAUAUUUUGGUCUAAGGGACUUAUUUUAACCCUUUUCAGACCCUGAUGUUCCCUUUGUGCCGUCACCUGUGCCUUUUGGAAACCACGUCCUCUCCGACCAUGAGGAGAUGGAGAUCCAGUGUCGAGUCUCUGAUCCCAGCGCUAACGUGACCCUGAUUAACGUUGACACCAUGGAGCCUGUGCCCAGUGUUUAUGACAGCAAGAGGGGCGCUCUGGGAGUGUUCACAGCUGGAACCUACGUCUGUAAGGCCCUCAUAAACGGAGAGAUUUACUACAGCGGGGAGUACAUCGUUCACGGCUGGACAGGUGUGUGCUCACGUGCAAAUCUGUGUGAGGAGCUGCUUGUACAGUUACUUUAAAAGACGGUGCUUAACCUGUGAACUCUGACACAUCAGCUUCAUGUUUUCCUUGGUGUUUCUCUCGGUAAAGACAGCACAGUUUGUUCAGUUUCAGGAACUACAUGUAGAAUGAACUUAGUACCCAAUGCACAAAGAAAUCACAUGUUUUCUUGCAUUAUGGCUGGUGAAAAUGGGAUCAGGAUCUGCAAAUGCAUGAAAGAAAAAACAGUUCAACAGGUAGUCAGCUUCACACAGAAGAAUAAAGCCAACACAACAGCAAAUACAGUCAAAAACACGAGGUUACAGAUGGUUUAAGUUUGUUCCAGGAGGGAAAUGUCAAAAUAUAAAACAAGGUUUUAGAUUUUGACUUUAUAUCAACAUAAUUUAUCAGCAUUUGAUUGCAAAACUGUAUGAAAUCAUCUGAUGCUCAUGUGAAAGGUCCUUGAGGGCCUUAAUGCGUGCUUGAGAGCUUCAUAAUCUGUUGUUUCUUAGGUGGUGCUGCGCUUCAUGUUGAGCUUACAGCCAAACGAACUGCCCUGCUUGUGGGGGACACACUCACUGUCACCUGUAUCGCUCGGGGGUCUGAGAUCCUUGAAGACCACUGGAAAUACCCUGGAAAACUGGUGAGGUGGCAAGUCGACUUGUGUGCUGAGAAUAUGGCCCAAAAUUCAAGAUGAGUUUCAGGGAAGUUUAAGCUUAAAAAUCCUUCUUGUUUGCAGGCUAAUCGUGCUGUCAAAACAGUGCAUGAGAACAAGAGGGACCAGGAGAUCCUUUACACGCUCACUAUCCCUCAGGCUUCAACCAAAGACAGCGGCAUCUACUCCUGCUCCAUUACAGAUAUCAUCAGCAAUGAGAGCCAGACCAAGCAGCUUGCUAUUCAAGUUUAUGGUAAGAAAGCUGUGGUUUGAUCUAAUCUCUUUAGUCCAUUUCUUCUUUUGUGGUGAUACAUGAUUGAUGAUAUUUCUCUUCUCUUCUACCAGCUGGUGAGUUCCUGUCCAUCCACCCAGAGUUUAAAGAGUAUGAGUCUGCAGAGCUGGACGAGGUUCGAGAGUUUAAGGCUCUGAUCAAGUCCUUCCCUAGUGCCCACAUCACCUGGCUUAAAGACGGUGUCCCGCUCAGCGACGUGACAGCAGAGAUCUCCACCAGCCGGCGGCAGCUUAGUGAGACCAGGUGAGUCUGCAGAGCUAAUGACAAACUAAAGGCCAACGCUGACCUGUUAUUACAGCUGUUAACUUCUGCGUCUGUUUGUGCAGCUACAUGAGCGUUCUCACCCUCAUCCGAGCCAAGGAGGAGGACACGGGGAACUACACCAUGCAAGUGGAGAACGGAGACCAAAGAAGCAGUGUCGGGUUGGUGCUGGAGGUCAAAGGUCAGUGAGAAGAAUGCUCCAGGUGCUUCAUUACCUUUAUUUCCCUGCAGCUUUACUAAUGGACCGUCUGUUUCUAACAUGUUUACACACUUUCCUUCACUGCGUCUCAGUGCCUGCAGUCAUUGUGGACCUGAUGGACAUCCACCACGGCUCCGCCUCAGGACAGUCUGUGGUGUGUAUAACCAGAGGACAUCCCACUCCUGUGGUGGAGUGGUUCGUCUGCAAGAAUAUCAAAAAGUGAGUCCACUCUGCCCAGCUGUUACUAUUCAUGUAAACUGCUCCUACUUUCAGCUUUGAUCAUAUCACAUCCUUUUACACAUGGUCCAAUAAUCAGUUUCUGAUGGUGUCAAGAGAUUGGCUGUUGCAGUCAGCAGUCCAGAAAUGCAAACAACAUUGUUUGACACUGCUCUUAGAAAAACGCAUGGAAACCCUUGCAACAAAUAUUUAAACCCAACACAGCUUGAGGCAGACGGCAGCACUCCGACAAGUCUGCUUCUGCUCGAGGUUUCUGCCUGUCAAGUUCUUCUUGCCGCACUGCUACACAGGGUCGAUGAAAUGUAUGGUCGCAUAUUAAGGGCUGUAUGAAAAAUGUCCUAGUGUGUUAUUUAAAUUAGCUAUGAGGCCAGAGACAUAAAAAACGAUAUACUGAUUGAUAACUGUCUUAGCAGGUGUCUGGUCUUCUUUGUCAGUCAGCGCCCCUGCACUUACUUGUGGCUGCUUUCUGUCCAUGUGUGUUUUGGCUUUGUGUCAUUUGUGUGUUUGCAGCACUUUUGCGGUUCAGGCUGUUAUUAUUUUGGCUUUGUAGCAAUUUUCGACCACUGCAUUUGCAAGUGGUUUAUUUGUGGUAUUUACCGCACGUUUCUACUAAUUAAGAUCAUGUCAGCUAUUGAAAAUUGUCCAGCCUUGUUGGCCAAUCGAGUCUUUUAUGGGGAAAAAAUUUUGAAAACUAAAAUAAUUGUUGCCACUUUGGUUAUAUGGGGUGAGUAGAAGCAAAAUGGAAACACUCUUAAAAAGGUGUUAUGUCAUGACAAAGCUAUCUUGCUUUUCCCAGGAGGACAGUUUUAUUAAUGAGACAAAUAUCUCUCAUCAUUAAUGAAUCAGAUUAAGUUUGCCUGUCUCUGAAAACACUUGGCCUUUUCAAGAUGAGGAUAAAAUCUGAGGAAAAUGCCCAUAUAUGGUCAAAGAUUUCUUGAACUUGCAGUAAACUUUGAUGAAAUGAAUAAGUGCCAUAUGUCUGUCUCUCUCUUUGUUCCCCUGUAGUUGUGCCAAUGACACGUCUUCCUGGGUGCCCCUCCCCGCAAACUCCACAGAGAUCACCAUGGACUCGCACAUGGACGAGGAUGAUAACCUGGAGAGUCAGGUCAUGUUUGGUCACCUGGAGAAUACGCUGGCUGUGCGCUGCCUGGCCAGGAAUGACAUGGCGGCCGUGAGCAGGGAGGUCAAACUGGUGUCCAACGGUAAGAAAACACACAGGUUUUGUCCAAGAGUGUUUCCUCUCCAACAUGAAGCUUUUCAGAUGCAAUCGAGUGUUGUCGUUUCACACAUAGACUCCUCUCAGGAUUCCUGACACUCAGAGUGUUGCAGGCUCUUAAAGCGACUGUAUGUUGUAUCUGUCAGUGUUGCAGCAGCUGUCAGAUGAUGCAUUUACAGUAGGACAGCUGUCAGGAGGAAGGAGCUCUUCUUCUGACAGCUAUUCAAGGAAGCGAGAGAUCUUUAGGACAUUUGGUUCUUCCAGAUGAGCUUCACACCCCCAUCCUCACCCACUCCCCUUACACCUUCCCCUCCCCCACCCCUACUGCUCACAUGUUAUCUUCCCAGCAUACCUUUUGGUUCCAGUAAUCUGGCCUCCCCAUGGAUUUGACUGUCUCUGGUCUCUCAGACAUUUCUUAUGCAACACAUGGAGCAUAUUUUACUUCCAGCAUGUCAUUAGUCAUGAAACAGACACACACAUGUUGAUCAUGUGAUCGUUGUGCUCUCAACUAACAUGUGCGACACUGGCUCUCCCCCCUGCACAGGCCCUCACCCUGAGCUGACUGUAGCUGCUGCUGUGCUGGUGCUGCUGGUCAUUGUCAUCAUCUCACUCAUUGUAUUGGUUGUUAUUUGGAAACAGGUACUGCUGCCAUCCUUCAUUCUCACAUUGUUCACACACUCAAUGCUUGUCUUUAUUUCUUGCAUAUUUGUGUAAGUGCAAAAUCAGCAAAUCGGCCUCUUAGAAUCACGCCUUGAGUUUGAUUGGGCUGAAACAUAAAGGUGCUUUUACAGGAAAAGUCAAGUUUUGGUUAUGUGCCUUUAAAUGCUACAAAAAAAACUUGCCCAGAUUUUUGUCCUGGAUCGAGUUACUUUGUAUAAUUUUGACCACACAUUAUCCAUGUGAUAUUAGCUUUCAUAUCAUGAAAUAGCCAUGAGCAUGACGGCUUUAUAGCCUUUCUAGAUAAAGGCCUCAUCAUUUCAAUUUUCAUAUCUUUGUGUUCUCAACUAGAGGCAAUUUCUCAAAAUUUCUCUGGUUGAGAACACUCAGGACUAUUUUUCCCCAAGUUAUUAUUAUUUUUUAUGAAAUGUAUUUAUUUUUCGAGAAAAACUGAAUUUAAUAUGCAUAAUAUUAAUAGUUUACUAGAACAAAGGAGCAAAAAUCUUUGUGAAAUCUAAUGUUUAAAUGCAUGAUUUCAUUGAUGGAUGACUUUUUUUUUUUAUGUUACAACUUUUAUUGUGUUUACAUUUUUUUUACAAGACCAAACUAAAAAAUAAAAAAAGACAAAAUCAAGAUAGAGUCUUAUGACAAUAAGACAUUGAAGUAAAAACAAUGAAAUAAAAAUAAGUACAUGAGUCCAAGACAAGUAAAAUUAGUCCACGCUAAAUAUUUUAAAUAAUCUUACCUAAAUGCAACCACCACACAUGUAUUGCAUUGUCCCAUGUGAACUUCGAUGGAUGACUUUUAUUGAUUUCUGGUAAUGUGAAUGUAAGGAAGAGGCUUGUUGUGCAGCAAUCUCAAAGCAGCAUCUCAAAAGAACUUGUUACAGCUGUAAAUACAUCAUUUAUAUACAUUAUAUUUAUGAUUCUAGCAGUAAUUUAUGGUAUGCAGAAGAAGCUAGAUCAGCACAGUAAUUGUAAAUAAGUUUCAUGCAGAAAAAACAAAAACCUCUCUUUUACUGUUUUCACCCAUGCAAAGAUGGCUAUUCUGAAUGGUCAUAAGCUUGGUGACAUGCAUUAACUGAAUUUCAUCUUGCUGUCUCAAAAUGAUUGUGCACUUACCCUUCAGGGCCACCAUACAUGUCUCUUCAUAUUUACUGUUUUUUUAAUAAAGCAAAACUCCACAGAGAUGUAACUAAAACGUUUCGGUGGCUAAGAGAAACUUGCUCUGCAAAGUAACUCUAAACCAGAAGUCCACCGACAACUCCCUUAAUUGUCACUCAUGUGUUUUCAUCACCCAGAAACCCCGUUACGAGAUCCGCUGGAGGGUCAUAGAGUCUGUGAGUCCAGACGGUCAUGAGUACAUCUAUGUGGACCCCAUGCAGCUUCCCUAUGACUCCAGAUGGGAGUUUCCUCGUGACAGACUGGUCCUCGGUGAGCUGACCGUAAUAAUGAACGAGAUAAAGCUGUAUACUCUUGUGUCUGCGCUGCCUCCCUGCAGAGAUCUUCUGCUCAGGAUGUCUCACUCUGUCUUUGAAGUGAGGCUGCUUUGAGAUAAUCUGGUGCUGGAGUUUGGUUUGACUCAGUGAUCAAGGGGAUGAUCAGCCUCUGAGGGAGUCACAGAUGAGAAAGCAAAGGCCUGCAGAGUGCGUGGAUGUGUUUGUGUUUCUUUGUGUUGAUAAUUGAUCGUCUGACUCUCUGUCUGUCUGUCUCAGGUCGUAUUCUUGGCUCUGGGGCCUUUGGAAAGGUGGUGGAGGGCACUGCUUACGGACUGAGCCGCUCUCAGCCUGUCAUGAAGGUGGCAGUGAAGAUGCUGAAACGUGAGUUUGACUGAGUACAAUCAAAUUAUUUCAGACUAUUACAGGACAUUUAGGUAUAAACUUUGGACCUCUGACAGAAAUAAAGACAGUGAAGUUUUACCGGGAACUACAAAGAUGCUUUGAGACACGACAGAGUCAGAUGAAGCAUGUUUUGGUUGGGUGCACGGUUUAUCGGUACGUCUGAUAGUUUGAUAUUCACAGGUUUUUUUGUACUGCCUUGCAGCCACAGCUCGCUCAAGUGAGAAACAGGCCCUGAUGUCAGAACUGAAGAUCAUGACUCAUCUUGGACCACAUCUCAACAUCGUCAACCUCUUGGGAGCGUGCACCAAGUCAGGUCAGUGUUAAACACACACAAGAAAACACUCUGAGUCUGUCAUAAGUUCAGUUCAAUCAUCGGUGCCUCUCUCUUGCUUGUAGACACCACUUUCCCUAAAAAUAAGAAUAAAAAAAACAGCCACAAUAAUGUUUUCCUGCCAAACACACUCACUCAGAUUGGCAGUGGUGCACAUUUUCAUCGCUAACAGUCAGAAAAAGAUCCACAGCCCUGUCUCUGCUCAUGGUGGGUGUGGUAUUUUAACAGGCCUUUUAUGGCAAAGCGCAGACUUGCCCUCUUGGCUGUGCUUUUAGCCUUUACGAGCCCUCUGAUAAGAUUAGCCUGCAGACUGACGCCGAUGCACAACUUUAUCUGCUGUGUUUCUUCUCAGGCCCCAUCUACAUAAUCACAGAGUACUGCUUCUACGGGGACCUGGUCAACUAUCUGCACAAGAACCGAGAGAACUUCCUCAGCCUGAACCCGGAGAAGAGUAAAAAAGAGCUGGAUAUCUUUGGGAUCAACCCCGCAGACGAGAGCAGCAGGAGGUACAAUGCGUUUCUGAGAUUUUUCACGUUUUUUUCUUGCAUUUCAGUCACUUAAAUACAAAGGAGCAUCUCCCAGAUUUCCCUCCUGCCACUCCCAGAUCAAACAGCCGGGAUCACUGCAAUAACAAAACAAUUUGUGCAGUUGUCUCACAUUCCCCUCCCUCCCUAAUCAGUAACUCUAUCACCAUUUUCUCCCUGGCUGAGGAGAUUGUCUGGCAUCUUCACCAAAUCAGAUCUCCCUCUGAAGUGGUCUCAGCUUUCAGUUUAAUUUCAUUCUCUGUGAGCUACCUGUUAAUUCUGUCCGCUCAGACGUUCAUGCUGAAACAGCAACCCUCUCUCUCCCUCUGAGGCUGCUCCGUGGUGAGGGAUGACUCACAGCGACCACACCUCGCACUGACCAUAACAUGAUUUAAUCCUGGCGACCAUGUUAGUCUUGACCACAUCUUCCUCAAAAACAGCCACAGGGAGGGAGAGGAUGCAGUACCAGGGCUACCAGGGCUGUUGUCUGGGACUGUUUUUCAGUUUUGCCGUCUAAAAUCAUCAUUCAAGCUGAACUUAUUUCACUGAGGCACCCUGGCAUUUCCUAGAUAUUUGAAUUAGAUUUUUGAAGCUAUUGUUUUGUGGACUUGUGCACACAAAAAGGUAGCUUUCUUCAUAUUUGGAUUCAUAUUUUGAGCACCCAAAUAAAACAACAACAUCGUCACACCUUUUUGCUUUGAUACUGAUCUCAAACUUUGCAUUCACACACACACAUGCAGUGCUGUUCUGCCCUGAUCACUCUGCCAGCUCACUUUAAAUCUGUCCAAACUCUGUAAUGUCUCUAUUACUACCUCUGAUACAUUAUACCUUUCAGAUGUUUAUACACCUGACGAGACAUAUCAGGGGCCUAUUUAUUGGCCUUUAACUGGGAACAUGAAACAGGCUCCAAAGUGCCUCUGUGUUUUUAUACACACUUUGGCUCUCUAGGAUUUUUUUUUUUUUUUCCUCUGGGGUUGCAAAACUAAAAUCAUGUCACAUUUGCAGCAAUAUAAUCAUCAUAGUGGUAAAGUUUUAUAAGCUAUGAUUUCCGCAUUGAGGAAAAUGAAUGAAUUUUUGUUUUACAAAGUAAAAUAAAUGUUCAACUUCUUGAGUUUCAGCUCACUCCUAAAGGCUUUGAUAAUAGAUUUUCACAUGCAUUUAACAUCUUUUUUCAAGACAUCAACAAUUUUAUUGCAUAAAAAGAUACCACAAAUUGUUUACAAAAGAUUUGAUAUUGAUUUUUAAAAUAAAAGCAUAAAUUGACUAAAUAAGAUAUGAGCAUAUUGUGUCUUUGCUUCAACACCUGUCUUUGUCUGUCUUGUUUCUGCAGUUAUGUGAUCCUGUCCUUUGAGAGCAAAGGGGACUACAUGGACAUGAAGCAGGCUGACAACACUCAGUAUGUCCCCAUGCUGGAGAUGAGCAAUGCCUCAAAGUACUCAGACAUCCAGAGGUCCGACUACGAUCACCCCCCCUCUCAGAAAGGUACGAGUGGUGCACACACUCACACAGUUCACUGUCUCUCCGAGUUAGUUAUUGGUGUGUGUUUGCCUGCUUUAAUGCUGUCUUUGAGUCAGUGUUGGUGGGGUCCACCCUCGUCAGAGUCCAGGGCUGGUACAACCCUGUCAUUACAUGGAGAGGAUAAUUGCAGCACACACAUUUUAAUGCCCGGUUUCUCCCUGCCAUUAGUAAAAGCCAGGUUUGAGCAGCCAAUGCUAUAUUUACAUGAUCAACGUGUCCUCAUGUGUAUAUUUUCUGUGUUUUUUAAAACCAGAGGGUGAGAUGGAUGACCUGCUGUCAGACGACAUGAAUGAGGGCCUGUCCACCACUGACCUGCUUAGUUUUACUUACCAGGUGGCCAAAGGGAUGGAGUUUCUGGCAUCCAAAAAUGUGAGUUUUCUUGACCUAUGUGUUUAAUUCAUUCCACUACUGCUUUGCUGGGACUUAACAGGGCCAGUAAGCAGAGCUGUGAUGUACCCCAUUGGUGAAAUGUAUCCAUUCAAUAGUAUCCAAUCAUCUAAAGGACUAUUUUUCUCUAGACUUCUGUGACAUUUCUUACAGCACAGUGUUCAUUCAGGCAGGCUGCAAAGUCAGCUCAGCUCACAGUACCUCAGCUGAUCUUAAUGCCAGCCUUACCAGCUGACAUCCCAACCAAUUCUCUUGCACCCAAAUGGCCACACCAUUAGCCUGCAGCCUCUUCCUCCCAGAAAUUGCUGUGUAACCCACCUCCAUCCUAGCUCUCCAUCUUUAAGCUGGUCUGAUUUUAUCAAUGUCAUAGAUAUAUUGUCACUGAUGUCUGCUCUGUCCCCUGGGGGUCUUUGCUGCUGCUUUUCCUGCUUUGGCUUUUCAUGCAUGCACUCCCCACCUGGUAUUCCACAUGCACUCCUGUAAAGACAGGACACUCUCAACCAUACCACCAAUUUUAACAUACUGCAUACAAAAACAACCUUCUUUUUUAAAUGUGUCCUGACUGAACCGGUAAAAUAUGCAUUUUCAUUCCACGAGAUAACUUCUCAGAAUCCGACAGAAAAUUGCUCGUAGGAUGUUUUCUUUGGUGAACAAAUUACAAAGUUUACCCAGCUCCGUAUGAAGUACUGUUUGGGUUUCACAACCACACAGGUCCUGCUUCCCACACUGGCCCCAGAACUCGCAGGGUUUCCUGUGUAGAAACAGUGGUGCAGCCUAAAGUGAAGUACUGAAAUCAGCAGUUUUGUGAUAAGCAGUGCUGUGAAGGCUGCUGAGCCCACUCAGGAGACGGGCCAGCGGCUGAAUAUAGGAGCAGCAACGCCAAGGCUAGAAUUAACAGGCAGGGACGCUCUGCAGCCAGAGGCUUCAUAGUUAUUAUCCCUAAAUAUCCAGUGGUCACAGCCAUCCCUCCAACUGGCAUGUUUACACAAAGACCAACGCUUUAUAAAGUAAAAUAAAACGGCAUUAAAAUGAAGUUGGCUGAGAUAAAUACAAGCAGAAAUAGAUGCAGGAUCUGAAGCCAUGGGAGUGAAAUGUGUUGGUUUGGACUGAAUAUUGAAAAAAGCUUAAUGCACUGAGCCUCUGCUAUACUUUACUCGCUCUGUCUUUGCAGUGUGUGCAUCGGGACCUUGCUGCCAGGAACGUCCUUCUCUCUCAAGGGAAAAUCGUGAAGAUCUGUGACUUUGGACUGGCUCGGGACAUCAUGCACGACAACAACUACGUCUCCAAAGGAAGCGUAAGUCUCCAUUUUAGUGAGAAUCACAGCUUCUAUUUUUUCCCACGAUAGUUUGGCAAGUAAAACAUCACUGUUCCUGCCCUGUGUCUCACAGACUUUCCUGCCAGUGAAGUGGAUGGCGCCUGAGAGUAUUUUUGACAACCUGUACACCUCUCUCAGUGAUGUUUGGUCCUAUGGUAUCCUGCUGUGGGAGAUAUUCUCUUUAGGUGAGCACCUGCAAACACCUAUCAUAGAAAUUCUCAAUUGUAGAUGGUGAUAAAAAAAAAAAAAGAAAAACUCAUGAGAAUCCAUUUUGGUAUGCAGGUGGGACCCCGUACCCUGGGAUGGUUGUUGAUUCAAGCUUCUACAACAAAAUCAAGAGUGGAUACAGGAUGUCCAAACCAGAGCAUGCUCCUGAAGACGUGUACGUGAUCAGUCUCAUGAUGCUUUUUGAGUGUUUAUCUAAGUAAUGUGAUUUGUAAACUCAGAACAGUUUGACUCCAGUAUUAGUCACAGUGGCAUUGCAAGCAGAAACUCCACAGUUCUGGCACAGUCCUCUGUGUUGAUGGCUGCUUUUUUAAAAAUUUUUUAGGUAUGAGAUGAUGAUGAAGUGCUGGAACAGCGAACCAGAGAAGAGGCCAUCCUUCUUGGGUCUGAGCGAUACUGUAGCUUCUCUGCUUCCCUCCAGCUACAGAAGGGUGAGUCUAACAUUACAUUCACAAUCUAUUUGAUAUUUUACACCUGCUUUUUUUUUUAUUCCCAAAGUCUCAUUUUCACUUGGACCACCUGUAUUGUGACAAACAACUGUCCAGCUCUGUACCUUUGCAAAAUUCUGCAGGACAAAGCAAAUCUUAGAAACAACAAACACCCUUUAAAAAAGAAAAAAAAAUGCAAAUUGAACCAUAGAAGCCUCCGAGCAGAGACUUUACUGGUUGAAAAAAAAUUUAAACUGAUACCGAUGUCUCUUCAUGGCCCACAAAAGCAAAUGAGACCAUUAGCUACAAGACUAGCAGCUUGUGUUUUGAUGCUUAAUGUCUGAAACCACUGCAAGAUGGAAGAUAUCAAACCAGAUGAUUAGAAGCACACUAAAGAAACAGCUCUUGAUUUUGAGACUGAAAAUUUGCACAGUGAUUGAUGCAUUUGGCUAUAAAGAGGCAGCAAAGGGAGUUUUUCUAGCAGAAAACACUACUGUCACAUCAUGUGCGAUAUCCGCAAUGAGGUCAGUGAUCUUUGCAUGUCCACAGGGGGCGCCAAAGUAACAAAAAAAAGCCAAAAGUUCAUUGCAGGAGCAUCAACCAUGCUUGAAAAGACAGAGCGCAUAAUAAAAUAGACGAAGAAAAAAUUUUUCAAACGAGACAAAAAAUGCUGCUGCAGAUGUAUCAGCAUGUCAGACGCCAUGUUUUGCAGGAAAAUAAGUAUGUGGGGUUUGAUACCUGAUAUCACAAGCCUGAAUUAGCCAGGGAAUAUGAAUCAGGUAUGAUCGAGCAUGAAGUGAAAAAGAUUUUGCUUUUGUGGCGUUGCCUUACAUCAGUUGGACUUAUUAAAAUACAAGUUUAGAUCAGUCUUGAGCAUCUUUGUACAAAGUGGCCAUUUUCUUGUACUCAAUGAAUGCUAAUUGGUUUUCAGAGGACAGUAAAUGUCCUCUCUUAUACUUUAUCCUGCACUUUUUGCUACUGAAAAUACAGGUUGAAGUAAUUGUGAUGCACUUUUAAAGUAGCAAACUGGUCAUUUAAGCCUCCUCCACUUCCUCUGAGAGUGCAUUAAGGAGUGUGUCUGAGGGCUUUCUGUAAAACUCAGUCCAGUGGUGAUUAGAGUGCAGCAGCAGCAGCUGGCUGUCAGCACGGCCGGCCUCAGUCUGGGUAAUGACGCAGCCCGAGUUCUCGCCUCCACCGCCCCGACCUUAAUUACCCCAUUAAACCUCACAGCACACAUGGCACAUCAAAACAGCCUCACCUCGGCCCUCUUUACAGAGGUUUAGAGGCUGGGGGCAGAAGAGGAACCCACUCUUGUUUUAGCACCUCGGGUGUGUGUACGUGUGUGUGUGUGUGUGUGUGUGUGUGUGUUUGGUUUGUGUGCAUGUGUGAUUUUCAGUUUGGAUUGCACCGUCCAGCUGGCAACACAAACCAUGAUCACAGUCACACCACAGUCCUGCAGCUGUGUGUGCAAACACUGAAACUAUGCCUGUCAUCAUCUGUGAGGCAAACACAAACACUGUUCCUGUAAUAUUUCAACUAUCUAAUAUGUCUGUGUGCCUGCAGCAUUAUGAGAGGGUGAACCAUGAGUUCCUGAAGAGUGACCACCCCGCUGUGACCCGGGUCUGCAUGGAGAAUGAUGACGCUUACAUUGGCAUCAGCUACAAGAACCAGGGGAAGCUGAAAGACAGAGAGAGCGGCUUCGACGAGCAGCGCCUGAGCUCUGACAGUGGCUACAUCAUCCCCCUCCCAGACCUGGACCCCAUAUCUGAUGAAGAGUAUGGCAAGAGGAACAGACACGGGUAUGUACUGAUCAGAAAAAGCCUCCAAAACCAGCAUAAGACGUUAGGAUGGGUAUAUGAGAGUAUAUCAGUCUUCUACUAUUUUAUUAUUGCGAUGUUUUGGCUCUUUUAACUGGAAAUCACUACACUGGUAAAGCUGGUGGCAUAUUAUUAAUGUCAUCACACCAGCUCAGGAUGACUUUUCCUGUAUGAGCUGAAAAAGUCAGAGUAAACAAAGGCUUAUAAAUUCUGGGAAAUUUUCAGUAAGUUACAGCAUGCCUGAAAAUAUUGUUUGCAUUGCAUUCUGGUUCAUGUAUCCACUGCCAGCACUCAGUUUGUUGUUUAUACAGAAAUGCAGGCUUUGAGAAAAGAAGCACCAGAGUAAUCCUAUAAACUAUCAGCAACCAUCUAAUAACUAACUAACUAAUUAACUUUUUAUGAAUGUGUCCAAACAGACACCUACAUACAGGUGCAGCUAACGCUCAUAUCACAGACAUUUACUGUGUUCAAUAAUGCACAGUAUUUAGGGUUGGGCUGCAUGUUUGGAUGCAAACAGCUAAAAAAUAUUAACUUUAAAUUAGCCAGCACUUUAUCAACCAGUGCAAACCCAGACAAGUGAUACAUGACAGGGUGAAUCAAAACAUCCAAGGCUAAAGACGUCAAAUUAGUCUCAAGAUUAUUCUCAAGAUGAGGACAGCAAAGAUGUCUUCACAUCUGUCUGUUGUAGGAUUCGUUAAAUGCAUAUAUGUAUAAAAGUAAUGAGAUGUCCUGCUACCACUGACCCACCGUCCUCCUGCCAAACAACCACAUAUUUGGGAGAGAGGGUUAAACAUCAGAGUUGACAUGAAAUUUUAGUUUCUUGAGUUGGAAGAAAAACAUUAAGAAUACAUAUGGCUUUUGAUUCAUAACUAUUAUUGUAGGCUUGUUUUAGGGGUUCCUGGUCAGAGUUCACACAAUAAAAACACAGGGAGAAAGUGCUGGCUAUAGCUGUAGCUCCAAAAUCCUGAAAGGCUAUAAGGUGCAUUGUUGGAUUCAUUGAAUUUUGUUUACAUAUCAUUAACACUAAGUGCAUAACCUUCAUGGACAGUUGCUAUGGUCCAAUAAUUUACUUUAUCCCUACAGUCAUUUUAGAAUAUCUUGCUCCUUUCACAGCUUGGUCUCUACCUUUUAUUCCUGCAGGCUUUGGGUCUAAAUCAGCUGCAUAAAGGUUCCUCUUGAAAAGCACGAUUCACUUUUUUCAUAAUUACCUCACCAGAAAAAAUCAGGGAUAAUUGAAGGUAAUUCAGCAAAAAGUAAACCCCUUAAGCCAUCAAAGAUAGGACAGAAAAAGAAUCUCACCAUCAAUUCAACCUUACGCACAUGACAAAUGAACUCUCUCCUCCUCAGGAGAAGUGUGAAAGCAGGUGGUCUUCAGAGAUAAGGCGAGUGUUGUGGUUGUGGUACAGUGUUCCUUUAUUGAAAAACUGAUGGGUUUUGAGGUUGAGCAGCCAAUAAGGUCGACUUGAUGAGAUUCAGAGUGGCUCAAAGUUAUUAGUAACAUCAGAAUUAUUCAUAUUUUACUAACCUCUGUUUUUCUUGUCCUCUGCAGCUCUCAGACAUCCGAGGAGAGCGCCAUCGAGACAGGCUCCAGCAGCUCUACUUUUGCAAAGCGAGAGGGUGAGACUCUGGAGGACAUCACGCUGCUGGACGAGAUGUGUCUGGACUGUAGUGACUUGGUGGAGGACAGCUUUCUGUGA
This is a messenger RNA of Xyrichtys novacula (pearly razorfish), 25083 nucleotides long. NCBI's taxonomy places the organism in Eukaryota, Metazoa, Chordata, Actinopteri, Labriformes, Labridae. The record is from the annotation of a GenBank genome assembly.